GCUCUCUCACACUCUCACUGUCAUCGUUGCAUUUCCCCUCUCUGUUCACCGAAUCCACUCUCUCUCUCUCUCUCCGCCACUGCCCCUCCGCGUUCUUCACUCGCCCUCCAUUGAAGAGCAAAGCCGCCCCUCAGCCGCCGCCGGUUCCGCUCCCCCAGCGCGGUCCUCGGGCCUUUUUGACCUCCGCCGCCGGCCGUUGACACUGUCAGCUCCGGGUCCCGAUCCUCGCUGGAAACUCGGAAAGACUCAGUUGGAUCGUUUUCGAAUCUCUCUGUCAUUCAAUUCAAUUCAAUUCAUUGAAUUGAACCCCUUCUUCAUCUCUCUGACUCUGCGUCUGCGCAGUGAACUGCCAAUAUGAUCGUAGGAGUCCCUCCGAUCAGCACAAUCUUUUUGACCGGUGGAGAGUAAGGCGGAGCAGGGGGACACUGAAGAACUAGAAGUGUUAAGAGCAUGCUUGAGAAUCUAAGUUGAAGGAUUCAAAAGAUGAAGAAACUUUUCUUUUUCCGAUCUUCUGGAUCCAGCAACACGACCCAGCCAUUGACCGAGAAGACUAAUAAGGAGGACCUGUUUGAAAAUGGACUGAGCUGCCCCAUAGGCCAGCCCCGAAAGCAUUCAUCUGAUAGUCAGAGUUCGAAUGCUGGGUCAGGUCUCAGGAGAAGCCUCUCACUGUCUUCUGCCUCCUUCUUUGAAGAAGGCUUUGAGCAGAGCAACUCGCACGAGAAUUCAUGUCGUGUUAUUAUUACUCCGGAGAAGCAAUCAAGAACCAAACGGUCUUCGAGGUCCCACAAUGACUCAUCAGGGAAUUCCUCGAACUGCUCAAGCAAUGUCUCGAGCAAAAUAAUUGACCGUUAUAUUGAUGGAGAGCAGAAUCAGGAUAGAAGCCGACCGAAGAAUAUUAUUACGAGAAAUCAAGCCGGAAAAGAUAGUGGGAAUCGUCCUCCUCGAGCUCAAUUCACAGCACCCUCUUCACCCGUAGAUAGUGCUAAAACUAGACCAAGAUCUCAUUCAUUUAGAGAAUCUAAAGGCACUCGUCUCUACUUCUCAUCUAGAGAUUGGGUGGAGGGUGGGUUGGGCCAUGAAUCUCCUCGGAGGCUUGCAAAAAAUGUUAUUGAGAGGCUCUCUCAGACUACUGCUGAUUUCCCGAGAGCAAGUUCAAAGGAAUUCGACCAUGACAUUCCAAUCACAAUAGAAGAUAUCUACAGUGGAUCUUUGAAUAAAGAUUCCUCCUCAGAAGCAGCCACUCGAAAUAGCUCUCCAUUGGAUGAGCCCUAUGAAACAAUAGGCUGCGAGGUCCCCAACCACAAAUGUGCUGCAAUAGAUGAGGAGAUGGACUUCGAGUUGCAAAGAAGGUACAAGGUAGCUGAGGAGAAGGUCGCCCUUCUCUCUGAAGAGUUUGAACGAGAUCGAUUCGUACUUGGGAUGAGUUUUGAUGUCUCAGCACUGAUUCAUACAAUAAGGAGCCUUUCGGAGGAACGGAUGAGCUUGGCUACUGAGAUUUCGGAACUGUUACAGUCGAGAAUAGCAGAAAGGGCUUCUGCUAAGGAAGAGCUUAGACUGGUGAAGGUGGAAAUGGAAUUGCAGCUCCAGAGGCUGGAGAGAGAGAAGAAGGAACUGCAAGUAGGCUUGGAGAAGGAGCUUGAUAGGAGGUCAAAUGGCUGGUCUUCGAGGCUUGAGAAGUACCAGUUUGAAGAGCAGAGGCUUCGCGAGCGGGUGAGAGAACUAGCAGAACAGAAUGUUUCUCUCCAAAGGGAAGUCUCUUCUUUUGGUGAGAGGGAAGCAGAGAGCAGAAACUUGAUAACAUAUUCUGAGCAACAGAUAAAGGAGCUGAGUAUGAAGGUGGAGGAAUCGACAUGGCAGAAUGAAGAAUUGCAUAGGCAUCUCUCAGAAUUACGAGAAAAAUGCAAGGCUGCAGAGGAAAGUGAAGAGUGUAUUAAGAGAAACUUCCAGGAGAAGGAGAAGGAAUGCAAGGAGUUGCACAGAUCGGUUACAAGAUUACUGAGGACUGCAAAUGAGCAGGAGAAGACGAUUGAAGGGCUUCGAGAUGGAUUCUGUGAAGAUGAUGGCAAGUUGGAAAAGGUUGAUAAGCAGGUGGCAAAACUGCGAAUGGAGCAGAUGAGGCUGACUGGGGUUGAACUGGCCUUACGAAAAGAAGUGGAAUCUCAUAGGCUUGAAGCGGAGUCACUUCGGCAUGAAAAUAUUAACUUGUUGAGCCGAUUGAAGGGCAACAGCAAAGAUCCCCGGGAUUCGAUGUUUCAGCUUGACAACGAACUUUGGGCCCGAGUUUGCUGCUUGCAAAGUCAAGGGUUAUCACUUUUAAACGAGACCACUGACUUGUGUUCGAAGCUAUUGGCACUUGUCAAAGAGAAGUCUUAUCAUGAAGAAACCAAGCAGGGCAUAGAAAAUGUUGGCAGAUCCGGUUUAGAUUCACAAUUUAUUAUCGAGUCUGAUGUUAAAAUCCAAGGAUUCAAGCGUGGAAUGGAGAGCCUGGCUAGAAGUUUGCAAACAAUUUCACGAUUGCUUCAGGAGAAGGUCACACCACUUUCUACAAAGCAGCAGCUAAAUGAUCAAACUUCAGAGGAUGCUUUGAGGUCAGAGCUUAAAGCGGAAAGCUUGGUGACAAGCCUGCUAAGAGAGAAGCUCUAUUCUAAAGAGAUGGAAGUUGAACAACUGCGUGCUGAAUUGGCAACAGCAGUGAGAAGCACCGAUGUCCUCAGAUAUGAAGUUCAGAAUGCUCUGGACAGCCUCUCUUGUGUAACCCACAAAUUGCGGGAGCUUGAACUCCAGAUGCUAAAGAAGGACGAGAGCAUGAACCGUCUGCAGAGCGACCUCCAAGACUCGAAGAGGGAGCUGAAUGUCAUCAGGGGGAUCCUCCCCAAAGUGAUGGAGGAGAGGGACAAGAUGUGGGAGAAGGUGAAGGACUUCUCGGAGAAGAACAUGCUCCUGAACUCGGAGGUUGAAAUGCUGAGGAAGAGGAUAGACACCCUCGAUGAGGACAUACACAUCAAGGAAGGUGAGAUCACGAUCUUGAAGGACUCGAUCAGUAAGAAGUCCUUUGAUCUCCUUUCAAGUCCCGAUUUCACCCGAGAGUUCUUGCUGGAAUGAGAUGAUUCUGGUGUGGAGAAUUUGGUUUGUGUCUCUGUGGGUUUGAAGCAUGUGAAUAGCCUUUUAUAUACAUAUUCUUGGUUUGUGGGGUUUCUUUGUGCAGCUUAUACUGGAUGGGAAAGUCUUUAGUCUUGAAUUGUAUGCACUGAGAUGGGAAAAGGAAAAAGAAAAGAUUCAUGGCAAUGACUCUUUUUUUUUUUUUGGGGGAAUAAACUGGUUCGUGCGUUCGGUAUUUGAUUCUUCGGAGAGUUUGGAUUGCAGUCUCUUCUUUCUUGA
Punica granatum (pomegranate) is the source of this 3378-nucleotide messenger RNA. NCBI's taxonomy places the organism in Eukaryota, Viridiplantae, Streptophyta, Magnoliopsida, Myrtales, Lythraceae. The record is from RefSeq and is a predicted model, not a curated record.